CGAAAUCGAAAAUUUAUGGAAUUUGAGGCGGGCGAGUUUAGUGGGGAAGUACAUGAGCCACAGAAUGGACGCUGGCUAUAUGAUUUUGUGACAGCCGAACUGAAAGGAAAUGAUACACUCGAUGCUUGGAUCCAAGUGGAGCAUGACAGUGACAUCUAUAAGGAAAAGUUUGAGGCGCUGGCAGCUUGUGAUUUGGGUGGAAAUUAUUUGCCUGUCGAUUGCCACAAGACCGCGGAUGAUACAACUGUCAAAGUGGAGACAUUGGCCAAAGGCUUUCGCGUGUCUAUACCAGACAACAGCGUCGCCAAGAGAAUCGUAUUCAAUGUAAAUCGCAAUCAGUAUUUUAAGGAUUUUGUCACUGGCGAGUUAAGCGGGGAAGUACAUAAAUCGCAGAAUGGACGCUGGCAAUAUGAUUUUGUAAAUGCUACACUGAGAGCAAACGAUACACUUUUUUUAUGGCUGGAAGAGGAGAAUGACAAUGGCAUCUAUAAGGACGAGUUUGAGCCGCUGCAAGCUUGUGAUUUGGCUGGCAAUAAUUUGCCUGACGAUUGUCCAAAGAAGGCGGAUGAAACAAUUGAUAGCCACAAUCAAGUUAAUUACAGGGGAACAACCCCAACGCAUAUGUCUUGUCAGAGCAGUGAGACGGAGACGUCACCUGCAAUAGCAACCCUUUGCAAGGGUCAGUUGAUAUUUGAAGAGAACUUCGAUCAGCUAAACGAGACUCGAUGGCAGCACGAAGUCCGAACACCAUCUGAUAUCACAGAUGUCGAGUUUCUGCUGUACGAUGGCAAGGCACGAGUGCGCGAUGGACAGCUUAUCAUUGAGCCACAGCUUUGGUCUAGCUAUCGACCAGAUCUGGAUAUAACCAAUGCUAAGCUCGACUUAUCCGAGCGCUGUACGGGCAUCCACAAUCGACAAAAGGAAUGUGUACUGCGCACAGGUGGAACAUUUAUAAUGCCACCGGUAGUGGUGCCACGUAUAAGCACCGUGGAUUCUUUUCAAUUUAAAUAUGGACGCAUUGAGAUACGUGCUAAGCUGCCCAAGGGCGAUUGGCUUGUACCAUUGUUACUGCUGGAACCGUACAGGGAAUAUUAUGGUCAAACUGGCUAUGAAUCAGGUCAACUGCGAGUGGCCAUGGCUCGUGGCAACGAUCAUCUGCGGCUUCCGCACGGUAAACUUAUCGAUGGCCGCACUUUGUUAGCUGGGCCCGUGCUCUCAACCGAGGCGUCUCAGCGAGAGGAUUUCAUGGUGCCAUUGCGACGAAAUGUCCAUUUUGGCAAUGACUUUCAUGUGUAUGGCCUGGAAUGGAGCAGCCAAAGUUUUCGAUUUACCAUUGAUGGCAAGGAAUAUGGAGAACUGUCGAGUAUCUUUGCAGAUUCCCAUUCGAAUGCCGGCUGGCGUCGUGGUGGACCAUUAGCACCUUUCGAUCGCAUGUUUUACAUUUCGGUGGGCCUGUCGGUUGGCGGCUUUGGAGAUUUUGUUGAUAAUCUGACGACAGCCACUUAUGAGAAGCCAUGGUCUAAUAAGAAUCCACGGGCAAUGUUGCAUUUCUGGCAAAGGCAGAAUGAUUGGCUACCGUCUUGGAAGCAGCCCAACUUGCUAGUCGACUAUGUACGAGUUUUUGCUAUUUAACGAACCACUAUAUAAUAAUAUGACUGCCCCACAA
This is a messenger RNA of Drosophila innubila, 1666 nucleotides long. RefSeq names its product gram-negative bacteria-binding protein 1-like. NCBI's taxonomy places the organism in Eukaryota, Metazoa, Arthropoda, Insecta, Diptera, Drosophilidae. Gene Ontology annotation, biological process: carbohydrate metabolic process. The coding region runs from base 16 to 1632 and encodes 538 amino acids. The transcript is spliced from 4 exons. Gene Ontology annotation, molecular function: carbohydrate binding; hydrolase activity, hydrolyzing O-glycosyl compounds. The record is from RefSeq and is a predicted model, not a curated record.